AUGAAAGGACCUGAAAGUACUCAAUGCACUGCCAAUAGUAUUUUGUCCAAUCCUUAUGCAGGCAUUCAAUUUGCCCUCGAAAAACGACGCCGAAAUCUAGAAAAGCGCAAGAGUCGCCUUCUUCAAUACGAUACAGAUUUGAAAAAUGGUAAAAAACUCAGUGAACAGCAGAAUGAAGCUCGAUAUUGUAUUGGUGAAGUUGAGACGCAGCUUGAUUUCUUGAAGGAAAUCGGUAAAGUUAUUCUUUCGCUUCAGAAAGACUAUCUCCGUAGCGUUAAACAGUGGGAGGAUGGAUUGAAGAAAGAACAAGUUGAAAAUAAUCAGAAAGCACUGGAUGAUUUCGUUUAUCUUCGUAAUGUCAUUGAUCGAUUCAACAGAUUGGAAAUGAAAGAAACUUUUGCAAAAAUUACAAAUGAUGAUAAAAAAAUAACUGAAAGCGAAUGCAAAUUGAUGGAGAAUUUAUCGAAAUCGUUCAAUGUGCAUGACGAUGAAUUUGAAAAUUUAGAACAAUUCAAAGAAAAGUGUUGUGAAAAUUCGAAUAUAGCAUAUAAAAUCCUUGUAGGAAGCAAGGAGAAAGUUAUGGAUAAUUCCUCAGGACUAGAAAUUAAAGAACUCGUAAAUAAAGUUGCCAAUUGUCAGCUUAUUUUUGAUGUUACUAGAGUUGACGACCAAUUUGUCAAGCCUGUAGAAUAUCCACUAGAAUCUGAUUUUGAGCAUCCAAAGGAAGAUUUAAAGGUAGUUUUUGUACAUGUAAAUGCUGGAUCGACAGAAAAUUGCGCGGAAAAUGAUGUGAAUCAGAUAGGAGAUACAGAAUUCGGUUUUGAGGCAGAGAUUGAUCCAAAUGCACUUGUACGUGAUCCACCUCCACCAAUUCCUUUUCCUGCGACUGUUGUCCCAGAAGAUCCUACCAAUGCUGUGAGAAGUGAUGAUGGCAGCAGUGACUUCUGGGUCGUCGAAACGAAGCACAAAACAUCUAAACGUCGUGGGUAUGGAAUUCAGAAUGGUUUUGAUAAGGAUAGUGUUCAAGUAAAUGGGUCAGAAAUUCGUAGUAAUGAACGCCGUUCAGUUCGGAUUUCGAAAGGUAACCAAGACGGAGGGGAUGGAAAAGGAGCCGAUCUUGUGAAAAGUUCCGAUGGAGAACAGCGUAGCUAUGGUGGUGGCAAUAAACGACAGGAUCGUGAUAACUUCGAUAAUUCUCGAAGUUUCCGUGGCAAUUCUCGUGGUAAUUUCCGAGGUGGUGGUAAUACAGGUGGACGCAAUGCUCCUGGUGCUGUCCGCCGUGCUUCAGGAAUCCGAAGUUCCAACAAUAAUUAUAGUAGUGGUCAAACAAAUGGUUCAAGAGGGGGUAACGGUGUAAUAAGAGGCUUUAAUGGUUAUGGUUGUAAUCGGCCACCACAACCGCGUCGUCAGUUAGGAUUCAAUUUUGCUUCAGAUGCGUUCUGA
Molecule: messenger RNA, 1443 nt
Organism: Thelazia callipaeda (thelaziosis nematode)
Lineage: Eukaryota; Metazoa; Nematoda; Chromadorea; Rhabditida; Thelaziidae
Source: the annotation of a GenBank genome assembly